UACUACUUUGGAGAUAUAAAUCUACCUAGGGACAAAUUUCUUCAGGAUGAGAUGAAAUUAGAAGAUGGGUGGGUAUCUUUAGCCACAAUGACAAAAUUCAAUCGACUGAAACAACUUACCACCAAUCACAAAAUCAUCGCCACAGCAUUGAGGAAAUCUGACUCAGGACUUAUUCAGGUUAGCAAGGACAAUGUGUUCAUCCGUCGUAAUCCUGACAUUCCUAUACCAGAGAACACAGAGGAAAGAAGGAACGAUUUUAACGACAGAUCUGCUUAUGUUAAAGGCUUUCCAUUGAAUGUGUCACUGGACACAUUAAUUGCUUACUUUGAGAAGAUAGCACCAGUGGAUACAGUAUACAUGAGAAGAGACCAGGAGAAGAAAUUUAAAGGAUCGGUUUUUAUCACAUUUCAUAAAAAAGAGGAUACAGAGAAGUUCCUAGCAGAACCUGAAUCUAAGUAUGAAGAUGCAGUCCUUAUCAAAAAGUCAAAACAAGAAUAUUUUCAAAAACGAGAGGAUGAGAAAAAGCAGAAAAAAUUGGAACAGUUACGUAAAAAGAAAGAAGAUCAACAGAGAAGGGAGGAAGAAGAAACAAAGAAACUAGCUGGUUCUAUCACACCUGGUGCCGUGUUACACCUGACAGGUAUUACCGGGGAGGAACUGACCAGGGAGGAUAUCAAAACUUACUUCACAGACUACACACCUGUUGCCUGGGUAGACUUUGAGAAAGGCGACAACCAGGCCUGGGUCAGAUUUACAGAAGCCAACACUGCAAAAACAACACUAGAGAAAGCAAUGGCAGACCACGAUGGCAAACUUGAGAUUUCAAACCUUGUUUUAGAAGGGAGAAUUCUGGAAGGAGAUGAAGAAAUGGAUCAUUGGAGGAAAAUUUUUAAAGAAAGAGCGGACAGUAUCAAUCGCUUUAAGGCAAACAGGAAAAGGAGACACGGGAAAGGCUACGGGGGACCCAGGGACAAGAAGAAGAGGAACACUGGUGGAGAUGGGGGAAGGGAGGAAGAGGGAGACAGUGACGGAGAGGAAGAUGAUGACGCCGGGGAUUGAGAGUAGUGGUGCUGAUAUGGGACUUUACUGUAUGAACUGCAGACUUUUAGACACAUUUAACAGAAAUAAAAAGUGAGCAGUUUGGAACAUAACAGGACGCUUGUUGUGCUCUUGUGUAGAUGUACAUCAUAAGAAAACUCUGAUUUUAUUUAUGGCUCCAGCUGUCGGCCAUGUUUAGAGUGUUGUACAGAAGCAUUUUAUGUCAUUUUCAGUUCUCGUCAUGGAGGACAAAUACAUUUACCUAAGAGGCAAACCAAGUGUUCUAUUUCUUUCUACAGCCAUCCUGAUUUUUACAACCAGAAAAGUUCUGUUGUCAGUUUUUAAUUGACACAUAAAGUAGACAACAUGCUUUUAUAGUUUAAUACAUACAUAUAC
Messenger RNA from Saccostrea cuccullata (small rock oyster), 1434 nucleotides. Its product is annotated as lupus La protein homolog. NCBI's taxonomy places the organism in Eukaryota, Metazoa, Mollusca, Bivalvia, Ostreida, Ostreidae. Gene Ontology annotation, cellular component: nucleus; ribonucleoprotein complex. Gene Ontology annotation, biological process: tRNA processing. Gene Ontology annotation, molecular function: mRNA binding. The transcript has 12 exons. The annotation marks the transcript as partial. The record is from RefSeq and is a predicted model, not a curated record.